Molecule: messenger RNA, 990 nt
Organism: Penicillium coprophilum
Lineage: Eukaryota; Fungi; Ascomycota; Eurotiomycetes; Eurotiales; Aspergillaceae
Exons: 4
Coding region: 1-990 (329 amino acids)
Molecular function (GO): alkaline phosphatase activity; phosphoglycolate phosphatase activity
Source: RefSeq, a predicted model, not a curated record
AUGACACAAGAAUCCUCGCAGGUCGCGCCCCGAUACCUGACCGGCGAUAAGGCCGGUCUCCGCGAGUUCCUGGACAAAUUUGAUGUCUUUCUCUUCGACUGUGAUGGUGUAUUAUGGUCUGGUGAUCAUCUCUUUCCCGGAACAGUGGAGACCUUGGAGCUUCUCCGAAAUAAUGGUGCGCAUCAAAUAAUUCAAUUCGGCAAAAGGCAGAAGUUGAUCAUCCCGACAGGAAAGCAAGUGGUGUUCGUGACGAAUAACAGCACCAAGUCGCGUGCCGACUAUCGCAAGAAGCUCGAAGGCUUGGGAAUUCCCAGCACGGUGGAAGAGAUCUUCUCCUCCUCAUACAGCUCCUCCAUAUACAUUUCUCGCAUCCUCCAGCUCCCCGAAAACAAACGUAAAGUCUACGUGGUUGGUGAGACAGGUAUCGAGCAAGAGCUUCGCUCGGAGGGGGUCACAUUCAUUGGCGGCACAGAUCCCGCAUACCGCCGCGAUGUCACACCAGAGGAUUACAAGAAGAUUGCGGCGGGUGAUGAAUCCAUGCUAGACCCGGAAGUUGGGGUCGUGCUCGUCGGUCUUGACUUCCAUUUCAACUACCUUAAGAUCGCGUUGGCAUAUCACUAUAUCAAGCGUGGAGCGAUCUUCCUCGCCACCAACAUCGACUCUACCUUGCCGAACUCUGGGACUCUGUUCCCUGGCGCUGGCUCCAUGAGUGCGCCGCUGAUAAUGAUGCUGAAUCAGGAGCCCAUCGCACUUGGCAAACCCAGUCAGGCUAUGAUGGAUUCUAUCGAGGGUAAGUUCAAGUUUGAUCGUAGCCGGGCCUGCAUGGUUGGCGAUCGUGCGAAUACGGAUAUUCGCUUUGGCCUUGAGGGGAAGCUUGGUGGUACGCUUGGUGUUUUGACUGGUGUCGCUUCUAAGGAGGACUUUGUUUCUGGUGAUGUCAGGCCUCAUGCGUACUUGGAUAAACUUUCCGAUCUGCUGGCCUCGGAGUAG